This is a messenger RNA of Patella vulgata (common limpet), 3502 nucleotides long. RefSeq lists its product as uncharacterized. The transcript has 3 exons. The coding region runs from base 626 to 3502 and encodes 958 amino acids. The record is from RefSeq and is a predicted model, not a curated record. Lineage: Eukaryota; Metazoa; Mollusca; Gastropoda; Patellidae.
UUCAAAACGGUCCACCAUAGUUUUUCUGGAUAAAAGAGUCUUCUUUAGUAGUAUUGAAGUAUUUAUGCAACUGGUGUGAUUGUGUCUACUUUAAAUUAUUAUGGUAUAGAAAAAGCGUGCUUAGAAACACAGUGAAAAUGGCGUGAAUGUGAAUGUCAAUACGUGUGAGGCCGUCUUCUCAAACGGCGGUCGUGAUAUCGGUUUUUUACCGAGACACUGUAUGUAAUUUAGUGUAAUGUGUUAGUGAACUUUUUAUCUACCUAUUGUGAACAGUGAACGUUGUUUAUUCUUGUGAACUCUAUGUGAAAUUCGACUCAAUUGCCGAGUCAGCUGUGAAGUGAUAUCAUGAACUGAGAACUGUCAAAACAGAAUAUGUGAAAACUCUGUUGUUUUGUUCAAGUUAUUUUAAGGCUGCAAUUCAGUAUUAUCAUACUGACCUUUGACCCCUGAAGUGACCCGCUAACUAUAUACAGUGUCUGGCGUACGAACGGUAUCGUCAUAAACGCCGUGAAAGAAACGUGUAACGACGGACCCUCACAUUGUUAGUAAAAAACCGUCAGGACAUUGACAAUACCAGACAAUAAUGUAAAUUUAAAGUGAAAACAGUAUAUAACUUUAUGGUGUGAUGAAGAUAAAUUUUAGUGUAUUAUUUUUGUGCUUGUUUGUAAUUUGUGAAAUGGCAUCCUUACCGCCAAGGUUUAGAAACCAAUUAAGAAGAACAUCACGCAGUUUGAUGUGCAGAAGUGCAGACAACAGUGUGAACAGUGUUGACCCCGGGAUUGUGCCAGUGGGCUUUCGGGUUCACAAUGAGUUGGGAGGCCCAGGUGGGACUGGAGACGCCUUUGUGCCAGGUGAUGGAACGGUUCCUAGUGGGGCCGGAGGCAGACGUUCAGGUGAACUUCCCAGUCGUGAGGGUGUGGAUAAUCCUAGGAAUGUUCUUCCUGACGAUGAUAUCAGACCAAUAGAUAGUAUCUCUAACGUACCUUCAAGAAAAACUGCCUCCACUACACUUUCAAAGUUGAAAUAUCAAGCUAUUCAAAAAGAAAUUGAAUUAAAGAAUCAACUGAUGACUUUAACAGAAAGAAAUAAAUUUGAAGAUGAAAGAAAAGAAUUAGAGAGCCGUUUAGAAUUUGAAAAAGUGGAAGAAGAGAUUCGACUAGCAUCUGAAAAAGCAGAACGGCUGCGUAGAGAACAUGAAUUAAAGGCAAGAUUAACAGAAAUUAACAGAAAAGAAGAAGAAUUGUUAUUGAGAUCUAAAUUAUCAAGUGCUGCAGAAGUUAAUAGAAUGUAUGUUCAGGUAGAUUCUGAAAUUUCCUUUAAAAGGCCUGUGCAACCUUUGAAUAACACUGGCCCUGUGAACAAUGCAGUGAACAUAUGUGAUCCUGUGACACCUGCUGUGAAUGCUGUAAGCAUGCGUGAUCCUGUGACACCUGCUGUGUACAGUAACAAUUCUUUUAACAUUCAUGAACCCAUGAUUGUACAACCCCCUAUAGUGAACAUUAACAAUCGUGUAAACAGUCCUAUAAACAUUAGUGAAAAAGAACAUGUGGAUGUGAAUCGAGAUACAGAAACCAUCAAUCAUAGUAUGACGAAAUCUGAGCCAGAAAUUUCUACUAUUUUAUCCAAAUUAAUAGACAGUCAAAGGGAACAAGCGUUACCAGCCCAAGAACUGAAACCAUUUAAUGGUUCAAAUAUAUUGGACUUUCCAAUAUUCAUGAAAAACUUUAAAUAUGUGGUAGAGAACAAUACUGUAGACCCAAGUCGUAGACUUGAACUGUUAAUAAGAUACACACAGGGCGAUGCCUACGAGUUGAUAAAGCAAUGUCCAAUGAUAGUGCCUGCAUCAGCAGCAUAUAUUAAAGCCAAAAACUUAUUGAACCGUGAUUAUGGAAACCCUUUUAUUUUGGCAGCUGCCUUUCGAAGUAAGGCAGAAACGUGGCCGAAAAUACUUAUAGGUGACAAAAGUGGACUUCGAAAGUAUUCCCUUUUCUUAAAUAACUGUUGUAACAUAAAACAUUCUAAUUCAGACAUGUCGUCCAUGGACAGCAGUGAAUUCUUAAAACUUUUAGCAUCUAAGUUACCAGUUUCAUUGCAACAGCAGUGGAUUGGUCGUGUAGGAGAUUUAAGGGAAAAUGGUAACAGAGCUCCAGUGUUGGAAGAUUUAGAGAACUUCGUCAGUAAGAUUUCAAGAAAUGAAAACGACCCCAGAGUGAGCGGUUUGGGUUAUCAAUUACGUACACCCACAUCAACUUUCCCUCAUGUUGCUAGUAACAAGAUUACGCAUCAGUCGCGUAAAAUAUUUUCGACUCAAGUCAAUAAAGUUAAUUUAGCAGCGCAACCUCCCUGUUUAUAUUGCUCGGGUAUGCAUUCUCUGUUCUCAUGUCGUAAAUUUAGUAAUUUGAAUAACAAUGACAAAUCGUUAGAAGUUAAAAAAAGGGGACUUUGUUUUGCAUGUUUGAACCCUAAACAUAUGAAAAGUGACUGCCCAAAUCCCCAGUGGGCUAAGUGUGAUAAAUGCAUCAGAAAGCAUACAACUAUAAUGCAUGACCCUACUAGAGAUGACAUUUCUCGUGACAAACAAGUAAGUACGUUGAUAUCUGGUGAAUCAAAAUCCUAUAACUCUAAAUCAUUUGUACCGAAAUCAGAACAUGAAAGUAAGGUAUCUUCUGGCUGUGUACUAGGCAAUACCAACCCCUUGAUGGCCAUUUUGCCUAUACUUAUUAAGCAUAAAAACAGUGAUGACUAUGUAGCAACAUAUGCAUUUGUUGACAAUGGCUCAGCUGCUAGUUUCAUAAAUUCUGAUCUUGCUCAUCGUUUAAAAGUCAGUGGACGAUCCACUUGUGUUACUCUCAAAACAUUAAAUUCUAUAGAAACUCUUAAAACUGAAAUUCUUGAUAAUUUACAAAUAAGCAGUCUCGAUUGUGAUCAGUUUUUAGAUUUACCUCCUACUUAUGUGAAGAAUGAUAUGCCUGUUGACAUGUGUGAUGUACCCAGAAAAGAUGAUUUAUAUGCUUGGAAACAUUUAAGUCACAUUAAUGUAUCAUAUAUUUGUGAAUUUCCUAAUUUUAUUCCAAAAGUUAGUCUAAUGAUAGGUGUGAACAUGCCUGCUGCUACAACGCCAUUAGAAGUGUGCACUGGUAACAUUGGUGAGCCUUAUGGGAUUAAAUCACCAUUAGGAUGGUUGUUAUAUGGUUUACCGGGUAAACUACAAAAUUCUUCUGCUUCAAUUAGUAUUAAUUUAUGCCGGAUUGAUGAUAGUCUCGAGCAACAAGUAAAGAAAUAUUUUAAUUUAGAAUUUAGUGAAAAGCUUUGUGAAGACAAGCACUCAUUGUCUAUUGAAGACAAACAGUUUUUGAGCAUUUUAACUAACUCUAUUGAAUUAAAAGACAGUCAUUAUCAGACUGAAUUACCGUUUCGUGACAGAUCAGUUAUUAUGCCUAAUAACAAACUUCAGGCUGAAGCAUUUGCCUACAGACUUGAAAAUAAACUCACGAUUUCUUAA